UUGCUCCUGUCGAGCAAACGACGGCGGCGGAAAUGUGCACGCGAAGAGCGCGAGCUUAUGCUCACUUUCGAAUUUUCCCUAAAUUUUAGUCUAUUAUCAGCACUGAGCGUCGAUGAAUGUGUGUUGCAAUUGUUAGCGGGCGCACGAAUUCGCGGUCGUUCGGUUUUUGUUGCACCUCUUGGAUGGAUGCCUCCCCCACAACACCGUGUCAAUCGUGAUUCUGCUGUGAAAAUUUUGCGAUUUUUCUUGCCAAAAUUCAAUCAUUAGUUAUAUUUGUGUAGUGUUUCAAUCGAACAUGCUAAAUGAAAUACUGUCGCAGGUAGUGCUCUGUGAUUAGUGCGCAUUAGUUUGUAUUGUAUCCAUCUUGACCACCUGGCCACGGCUGCUGGGACUGGCAGAUGCUAAACCGGCCAGAUUGUGGGACGAGACUCCCGCCGAGUGAAUAUACGACAUAUCCGCAGUGUGCUGGCCGUAGACGGACCGUAAACAUUGUCCCCACCCCAACCGCCGUGCCGCCCCCGACCGAAGCGAGCCAAGGUUCGUCCGGUUUAGUCUGGUCUGCCGAACGCUGGGAAAACACAUAAAUUCGUUCGUUUCAUUUGGAAGUCAUUAAUCACAGCAGGAAGCAUCCGCGUGCCGUGCACUGACUUGCUCCCUCCCUAGCAGCAGGGGUGAUUUACGCGGAUGUUUUGUUACAGUUUAAAUACCAAUGGAACAAGGUACCCAUCGCUGUUAGAACCCAGCCCCGGCCCUCGUCGUCUGCAUCACGGUGCAGCAUCCCAAGAAGCAUAGUAAUCUAGUGUAUGUGUGUGUUUGUGUGUGAGUGCGCGCGUGCAAAUGUGUGCCGCUAUGCCAUGUUGCUGCUAGAGUUCCCAGAGUAGAGAACCGAAGGGCACCAAAUCCCGAGUGUUUUUCAUGUGCCCGGCACAAGUGCAGCACCCGAGUGGGCCAGAAGGGAAGAGGGUGGAAAUUUAUGUGUAAUACCUGCCUCUGUGCGCGCUCAAAUUCCGCAAAUGCUACCGAUUCCUAGACACAACGCUCAACGAUUUUACUUCGAAGAAAUUGUAGUGACGUAGAAUAAACGUGAAAAUCUCAGACCGUAAAGCAAGGCGUGAAAAGUGGUAACCUCGAUCAUAUCGCGGCCAUUACCAGCGGUUACAUGUGGCCACGGAGAACUAUCAAUCUUGUCGGCGAUGGUGAAACAAACGAGGGAACGAGUCCCCUUGAUUUGAGUGAUUAAUCAAAUACGGGGCCGGAGAAUACCGGAAAGUAUUUCAAAACACAGCGAAUCUGAACCUUUCACUUCAACAAUCCAGGGGCAAAACGGAAUAUGAGAUGUGGUUUCUGUUGGUGCUGCUACAGAUCUUUCUUAUAAAAGAAACGACCUUCGGAAUCAAGCUGAUGGAGGUACGAGUGCCUAAACACACCAUCAAGGAUAAUCCGGUGCGUCUCGAGUGCCACUACGAGAUGGAAGGCGAUGCGCUCUACGCGGUCAAAUGGUACAAGGACGGCAACGAGUUCUAUCGCUACGUGCCAAGAGAUAAUCCCCCCGCCCAGGUGUUCCCCCAAACGGGAAUCAAUGUCGAUGUACAAAAUUCAACCAACAACCAGGUGGUACUGAACCCAAUCGAGCUCACGUCUAGCGGGAAGUAUCGAUGUGAGGUAUCGGCUGAAGCUCCGUCCUUCCAAACCGUGUCCGACCAUGGUGAAAUGACCGUCGUUGUUCUUCCCGACGAGGACCCGCACAUAACGGGCGGAAAGCCUCGCUACCAAAUCGGGGACUACGUCCGAGUCAACUGUUCCUCCGGACGGUCCAAACCUGCGGUUCACUUAGCCUGGUACAUCAACAGCGAACCGGCGGACCCGGCACUCGUGCGACAAUUCGAACCAAUCGUCUCCGGCCCGGACCGGCUGGAAACAUCCAUCUUGGGGUUGGAAUUCCGCGUCAAGCCGAAGCACUUUAAACGGGGCGACAUGAAGCUGAAGUGUCUCGCUACGAUUUCGACCGUGUACUGGAAGAGCAACGAGGAAAGCGUCGAAGGGGACAAACCGCAGAAGGCCCCGAUGCUCGAGUCGCGGAAGGCCGUCUCAUCCAACACUCGAGCGGAUCGAGUUCAAGCCAACGGAGCCACGAGCAUCUCGUCGAGUGGAAUCCUACUUACCAGUCUCGCCACGCUACUGAUCGCCAUGGCAAUCUCCUCCGCGUCGAGCUGUGUCAGCACGAAAACCCAACAACAGCAGCGGCAGUCCUUCAGCAAGGAGCUCUCCCUGAGGUAACUAGCAGAGCCCGCUGCCUCUCUUUCAUUGCCGCCGCAUCGCUGCUGCUGCUGCUGCUAGCAUGUAAUCCAGUUUAAGACGAAGGAAAACCAAAUUUUAACGUUAAAUGAUAUUUAAUGUGGAAAGAUAUACUACUUGAGUUAAGGUGAACACAAAGCAAAAAUGAACGCAGGUGGUGAAAUUUGAAAUUUGUGUGAAUGUGAAACAUUCCAUGGAAUGGAAUGUGCGAAUGGGCGAGAGAGAGAGCGUGUAUUGUCACUUCCUUACGAAACAGUUCUUUUUUAGAUAAUUAAGUUGCAUGGAAAUCUGAGAACAAGAUAAGAUGUGCGAUGUAAAAAUGGAAAAAAUAGCAGGUGGUUAAGUGGUGAAAAAUAGUAUUAUCCGAGAAUGUUUCCUCUUUUUAAUUUAUUCACAAUAACAGGACGAAACAACUUCUUGUUUGAAAUACGAGUAAAUCUUUGGGUUCCGAAGAAUUGCAACCAACCGAGAGCACUAUUUCUAGGGUGAAAGAGCUGUCAAAUGAAUCCAUCACCGAGUUAACAUCUUAAUUUUUUUCACGCUCGACCGAAAUAGAAUAAUUACUCUACGCGUUUAUUCACUUACAGUUAUUCACACCCACGCUCACUUUGUAAAUAAAUCCGAAUUAUGCUUCAUUCUUUGAAUUUUGAAGCGAAGCUUUGGAAAAGGCAUCCCUUCUCCAAUUAUCACAAAGAAACCCACUGAUUUCCACCGCUGACCUGUAGCCGUCGGAAAAAAAAACUGAAUCCGGAAAUUGGAAAAUUAAAUUCGACAUCAUGCUGUCGAUAGCUGUUACCGAUGGAAUAUCGAAAAUAAUGCUGUUAUUUAAAUCCCCCUCGAAUCGAACCAUGAAAACCACCACUAACAAUCGCACAAUACAAUGAACCCCAUGUUCGCGUUGAGUAAUGGCCCCCCGACACGGUCCCGAUGCGAUGGACUGACGAACGAGGGGCUGCUAUGCCGUUGUAUACGUAUCCUUUUAUUCCCGAACGCCGCAAACGACCGCCAUCGUGGGUUGAAUGGCAAGCAUGGAAAUCAGAUCGGCAACAUUUUUACACCCAAUCAGGAUAUCAGAACUCGAUGGUAGGAUUGCUACGAGGAACGGGUGGAUCCAAAAAAGAAAGGGGGACUCAAAAUACGCCAAUCUGUUUUCCAUAUUCAACGGCGGCAUGUUCUUCUCGAGUCCCCGGUGGCAACAUGGCGGAAGCUAGCGUCGUGUGCUAUAAAACAGAUCCGACGGAAUGUUGUUUUGAUUGCAGGGGCCGAAAAAGAGCGCUCCUGGCGAUCCUAAUUGGAGCAACACGCCUAUCUGGCUUUCCGAUUCGUGUUAACACAAUCUCUCUUAUUAGCCUAAUUUAGGCCAGCAAUUCGGGUUUAAUUACAUGGAAUAUUAAUGGCGCAGCUUAAUUCGUUAACAUCAGGCAUUAAAUCCACGCUGAAGAGAUGCUAAACAUCCCGAUAUGAAAUAUUAAAAUCGAACAAGAUUCCGCUGUGAUUAAAUCCAAUCCGAUGGCGCAUGAUUUGGAGGAGGGGCUGCUGCGCACAGCUUCAACACCGCAUAUUUCAUUCAUAUCAAACAUACGAAAUCAUAUCAGUAACAUUCGUCAUUUGAUUAAAUCCACAGCGGUGAAAAGUGCUAAUUUUAAAAGCUCAAUGAAACCGACAGAACACAUUAAUUGUGGUAUCGAUUCCAAACCCUUCCCUCCAUUCACGUCACCGCAACACCAUUUUCGUGCCCUGCGGCGAAAAUCAAACACCAUUUUGAUAACCCCACACACACACACUUCCCACAUCAUUUGUCAUUUGCCCGCAAAGCGCCUAAUGCACCGUUUAUGUUCUCAAUCAUCCGCGGUUUUAAUGUUUAUUUAAGCGACCAUUUUAUGGAUUUAAUGAAUCAAUUAGUUCUCAGCCAUCGGUUUAUCGAACGAACACACGAACCGGAAGGAAGAAGGUACGCGAGGUGGUCGGCAGAAACUGAAUAAUUAUGAAUGUGAUUAAAUUCCAUGAAUAUGAAUGUACAUUUCGAGAAACAAAACAAAGAAAAAAAUGUUCAUAUCACAUAGCAAACAACCGGAAAACCGCAUAUUUAAGGCUUAAUUCCCCCCGGAGGGGGGUGAAACAUGAAACCAUAUAAAAAGCACUUCAAAAUGACAGACCCUCCUUACCGUCCUUGAGUUUUGAGAUAAACACAGACAGACAGACAGGCAAGCACGUAUGCCACAUAUCGAUAAGAAAACUUUUCAUAUCAAAGUAUGGGAGUUCAAUUAAAAUUUUAUCAGCAGACGUGACUAACAUAAUAUUGUGGGAAUGUGAGCGAAUGUAGCGUAGGUGUAAGAUAAUUCUACUUCUUCACGACAGAAUUUGAAAUUAAAAUGAAAAAAAACAACAGGAAACAAAAAAACAAACAGCACGAAAUUAAAUACGCAACAAAAGCUACAUUUUUCAACGUUUUCAACUUCUGUAUGUGUGUGUGUGUGUGUGUGUGCGUCUCCACUGUCAGAAUCGAAGGAUGGGCGGGCAAAAGUUUUGAAAGGAAAUUAAGAGGGAAAAAAUGGAGAGCAUCCCGUAUCAAUUUAGUGGUAUAAAAACGGGGGCGUUGAAAUGGGAAAGACUAACCUGACAGACAAGAGUGCCAUGAAACAGAAUCAAAAUAUAAGGAGAAAAACAAACAAAGUUAAAUCAAUUGUGAGAUAAACAAAUGUGAAGAAAUCCUCUCCAAGUGGAAUUUCAUUCACUAGAACCUUGAUGGGAAGACGUGGAGAAGUAGUUCUCUGAAAGUAAGUUUUAGUUAAACAAUGAACGAAUGAGAAUGAUGAUGAAAAAACAGAGAUAAAAUGAUUCAUUACCAUGAAAUAAAAAAUAAUGAUGGAUAA
Molecule: messenger RNA, 5168 nt
Organism: Toxorhynchites rutilus septentrionalis
Lineage: Eukaryota; Metazoa; Arthropoda; Insecta; Diptera; Culicidae
Exons: 6
Coding region: 1336-2277 (313 amino acids)
Source: RefSeq, a predicted model, not a curated record